AUGUGGGAUCGCGGCGCUCCAACGCCGGUAGUGCAGAACACGCACCAGGCGAAACAUGAUAAUCAGUCCGGCCCAUCUUGGAUCUGCGAGAGCUGCGGCACGCCGAACCCGGGAUCCUGCACGCAUUGCACUAAGUGCUCGCAGCUCCGCGUCGAGGAGCGAGUGGUGCGUCAGCAGGCGAGAGCGAUGCAGGGCCUCGGGCGAGGUGGUGGCUACUAUGAGCGGGACGAAUCGUCCAUAGACCGGUCUGAGGAGAUCAUCGCUGAGGCUACCGGAGGCCUGGAUGUCUUCGGCCGUCGGAGAGGUUCUGCUGUCCCGGCUCCAGUCUCCGAGAGUGCGCCAUCACCGCGGUCUGGGGCAAGGAAUGCUUUGACGACGAAUGUUGCUAACCUGCCGACAAAGGCGGACCGCCAGAAAGCGGCGCUCGAGCGACUGAGAAAUCCGGUCCUCAAGAAGAAGGAGAUGUCGCCACCGAG
This is a messenger RNA of Symbiodinium sp. CCMP2456, 476 nucleotides long. The record is from the annotation of a GenBank genome assembly. NCBI's taxonomy places the organism in Eukaryota, Dinophyceae, Suessiales, Symbiodiniaceae.